Lachancea nothofagi CBS 11611 is the source of this 1773-nucleotide messenger RNA. The record is from the annotation of a GenBank genome assembly. Lineage: Eukaryota; Fungi; Ascomycota; Saccharomycetes; Saccharomycetales; Saccharomycetaceae.
AUGCUUGUUUCCAGAGUUCCACGAGCCCUCAGAUCCACCAGAAGCUGUUCAGCAGUAUGGAAUUACUAUAACCAAGCUAGCCCUCUUUUUAGCGGCUUCAAAAGACUAUAUUCAAGCGAUCCUCAGCUCAAAGUAUCAUCAGAAACUCCAGCAACCGAAGAAGCUGAGUCUUCAAAUGGUUCAACAACUGCUACUGCUCAACCUUGGUACUUGAAUGUAGUGAAAGAUCAGAUUCAGGAAACCUCAUUUCAGCUCCAGGAGCUGAGUUUCCCACGGGACUCGCCUGAAUCUCUUCGAGCUCUAACUACUUUCCUCAGAGACGAUUUAGGUUUAUCUGACAUCAUUAUCUUCGAUUUGAGGGAGUCGAAAGACUCUCAAACUACCGCAGUUGCCAGGAUUAGUGAUUUCAUUGUAAUGGCGACCGCACGGUCCGGAAAACAUUGUCACAAAAGUUUUAUCGAGAUUAAUGCCUUGUUGAAACAGAAAUUUCAAACACUAGCGCAUGUGGAAGGCAAUAUAAGUGCGAACGAGCUGCGCCGGCGGCAACGCCGACUUGCGAGACACACUAAUUUGAGCAAGAAUAUGGGAUCCCGGAGUCCCACCACUAGGAGCGGAGCGCAAACUGAAUCUUGGUAUAUGAUCGACUGUCAUCUCGAUAACAUCUUUAUCAAUGUUCUGACCGAAAAUCGAAGAAAGGAGCUGAAUCUUGAAGAAUUAUACGCCGCUCCCGAGGACAAGCACUUGUACCGUCGUCAAGAAAUGAGCUCUGAAGUCACUCCAGAUGAAGACGACGACAAUGUGUUAGCUGGGUUGAAAAGGUUGGCUGUCAGGAACCAAAGGAGAUACUACUCAACGAUUUCUGAUAGGAGGCUAAUUGUAACAGAGCUUUCGCAACAGAAUUUUGAACGUGCAUAUUCUUUGGUUCGCAAUCAGCCGUCACUGCAUGUUCUAAAAACCAUCAACUCUGCGCUGGAAUCAAUGCCUUCAAAUACACCGCUACAAGUGGAGAACUGGUUGCAAUUUUUCAAUCACGUAUGGUCUGCACAAGAUGCCCAAAAGCCAGAAUACUGGGAACUGAGGCUCCACUUUUUGCAACUUUUGAACUGUUCGAAGGCUUCUCAAUUCGGUGCAGAUGACAUUUUCAGCAAUUAUUUACAAUUCAAGCUGGCUAGUGGGGUACAAAUUUCCAAAACAGAUUUGACUGAAUUUUUACGAUUAAUUUGUAACAACCUUCAAGAAGGUACAAAUAAUUACGAGGAGCUUGCGAGAACGAACCAAACUGUUGUUGAAGCUUUAAAGCUAUACAAGGGCAUUGACCCUCAGAUAAUACUAGAUGAAGAGGUAAUGUGUUUAGUGUUGCAGACCAUGAGCAAUUCCAAGACCUCUCUUAAAGCACUCAACGAAAUGAUCAGUUACGUCUGUGCAGAAUUCUCUCCACAGAUUCCCGGUUCUGUGAUAAGCACUAUCUUGCAGGCACUGUCGCAAAAUCGAGAGUAUCUGGGGAUUUUGAAGUUUUGGGAAAGAGGCAUAGAUUUGAAAAAGACUAAUGAUUAUAGGCCUUGGCAUCUUUUUGUUAACACGAUCGCAAAUUCAGAGGACCAAAGUUUAAUGAAAAAAGUUCUAAAUGAUGGCCAUCUUUUAUGGAUCAAGCGCAAUAAUAUUGAAAUGAGCCCUCAACUCCGAAAUGCAUUAGACAAACUCUUCAUCGCCGUGGACCCGGAAAAUAUUGCAUACGAAGAUCUAAAAGACUUUUUGGUCGAUGGCCCCAAAUAG